Morus notabilis is the source of this 845-nucleotide messenger RNA. Its product is annotated as cytochrome c6, chloroplastic. Lineage: Eukaryota; Viridiplantae; Streptophyta; Magnoliopsida; Rosales; Moraceae. The coding region runs from base 184 to 705 and encodes 173 amino acids. Gene Ontology annotation, molecular function: heme binding; iron ion binding; electron transfer activity. The transcript has 6 exons. The record is from RefSeq and is a predicted model, not a curated record.
AUAAGAUAUAAAGUCCACGGUAUUUAUGAAUAAAUUUAUUUAUUUUUUCGUUUUUGUUUUUCGUAUAAGCAACUGCACAACUGCAUAACUUUGGUACAAGUCAGAGUCCAGCUCGGUAAUUUGCCUCAUUCGCCUUAUCCUUUCCACCCAUCCUCUUGGAGAGAGAGAGAGAGAGAGAGAGAGAUGCAGCUUCUAUGUGUUACGCCCAAUUGUUGCAAGGGUUCUACCUUUUGUCCUCCAAAGGGUAAUAAUGUGAAGAAGGCGCAAAACCCAGUUCCAAAACGUCAUGAUAAAGUGAAGUUUCUUAAGAGCUUAGCUCCACCUUUAAUGGCUGCGCUUCUGACUUUAUCUCCAAUCGGCUACAUCCCAGAUUCACUUGGACAAACCAUAGAUGUACAAAGAGGAGCGUCGUUGUUUCGAAAAGCUUGCAUUGGCUGUCAUGACGGAGGAGGAAACAUAAUACAACCAGGUGCAACACUCUUUUUGAAAGAUCUCCAGAGAAAUGGAAUUGACUCGGAAGAGGAGAUUUACCGUGUUACAUAUUUUGGCAAGGGAAGAAUGCCGGGCUUCGGAGAAAAUUGCACGCCCAAAGGCCAAUGUACAUUUGGAGCUCGUUUGUUGGAUGACGAAAUUAAGCUUCUAGCAGAGUUUGUCAAAUUACAAGCAGAUCAAGGUUGGCCUAACAUAAAACUUGAUGAAGAUUGAAUCCCAUAAAUCUAUAGAUUUUGAAACACCUUCAAAAUAUAUGUAUAAAGCGUUGAAGACAAUUGUAUUAUUUGUGUUCCUAUUUCGUUGGAAGAUGUCGGAUCCUUUGCUGAAUGGUUAUUCGUUACGUACUUUAUCUU